AUGGUUAUUCGCAACAUAACAUUUGUUGACAGGGUGGAGCUUCCGGGAGUAACUACCACAACCUCCGCUAAUUUGUGCUUGUACGAUGUCGACGAUGAUGGGGAUACUGAAUUAGUACUUGGUCAUUGGGACUUUGGCGAUCUGGAUCCCAUUUCAGAUUCUGUCUCUCCUAAUGGUUCACUCCUUAUACUAAAAUAUGGGAAAGUCUGGAAAGUUUAUCGCGACCUUCACAUGGUUACUUGCGUUACGGCUGGAAGGCUAUGCUCUAAGGAGAAGCCAUCCGUCGUUGCACUCUGUGCUGAUUCGCAAUGCUAUAUUUUUGAUGCUGUGUUGAAGACCGGAAGCUCUGCUACAAGUCUCUUUCUUGUUUGUAACCAACAGUUGGCUUGUAAUGCAAAAGAUGCUCGCAUAUUAGAGGGAGAUGGUCCCUGUGAUAUGGCAGUGGCGUAUUCCGAUAGAAUCGUGCGACUCUUUCGAUGGGUACCUGGAAAAGCUUCCGAAAAAGGAAGUGGGAAGCUUCUCUUGCUGAUAAAAUGGGAACUAGCUGGUCAAAUACUUGCUUCACAGCCUGGUGGUGGAUUCGCUUUUCUUCAAAAAAAAUUUGAAAGACCGAAUGUGGUAAGUUCUCAUCUCAAGGACCGCAAAGAUAGUCCCACUCUCAUCUAUCAUCCGGCAAAACUUACUUCCAAUCAGAACUCGGAGAUGCGCACAUGGAUUGUCGGUGGUCUGAAAUCUAAUUUGUCGGGGAUAGCCGAUUGUUUAAUCGGUCUCUGCCUCGCCGAUGGAACUAUCAGUUUGCUUUCCGCAGAUCUGCAAAAAAGUGAAGUUAUCUGGUCUGUAUCCCUACCAGUAAAUGGUGAAUUAUUUGGUUUAUCCAAAUUUGAUCUAACGAAUGAUGGGUUCGAUGAACUUGCCGUUUGUUGUUGGGAUGGAUCGACAUAUGUGUUUAAUCAUCAAAAGGAUAUUCUUCAUUUCCCUGUGGGGCAGGCUUGCCAGGCCUUCAUGGCUGGUCGGUUGGCAAUGUCGCCGGGUAGAAAUGAGCCCGUUUUGAUCUAUGCUACCUGCGAGCAAUCCAUGCUCAUCUACCACAAUUUCGAUUUGCAGUCGAUUCCGUCUUUCUCUUUACUUCACGCGGUCGUCACUCAACCAGGUAUGGUCGAAGGUCUGCAGCGACUUUGUGGUCAUUCUACAGAAGCAGGGACGAUACGCAAAUCAAUUCAAUACCUUCUCUACGAACUGCCCCGGCGGUCAGGCAGCCUUGAUCGUUCUUGA
Hydatigera taeniaeformis is the source of this 1272-nucleotide messenger RNA. The record is from the annotation of a GenBank genome assembly. NCBI's taxonomy places the organism in Eukaryota, Metazoa, Platyhelminthes, Cestoda, Cyclophyllidea, Taeniidae.